Molecule: messenger RNA, 2931 nt
Organism: Misgurnus anguillicaudatus (oriental weatherfish)
Lineage: Eukaryota; Metazoa; Chordata; Actinopteri; Cypriniformes; Cobitidae
Source: RefSeq, a predicted model, not a curated record
CACAGACACAGACAGACACAACACGUGUGAGUGAGUGAGUGGGAGAGAGAGAGAGAGAGAGAGAGAGAGAGAGAGAGAGAGAGAGAGAGGCGCAUUGCUAAACGGGCCACAGAUGACCACUGAUGAAACGCUGUAAAAGCUUUUGACCGAGAACAUUUUCAGUAUGGUGUGUAUAAGAGCAUCGGCGAGGAUCGCCAGAGGUCUGCGCAGACACAUCGGCGUACCGUGCUUUCCACACACCUGCGUAUCCCUGCGGCAAAGCCUCGUCUCCCGUUCCGGCUACUGCAGUACCGCGGCGUCCCACAGCUAUGUGAUCGUCGGGGCCGGUUCUGCAGGCUGCGUGCUGGCCAACCGUCUGUCAGAAAAUGCGUCUGAUUCGGUGCUGCUCCUGGAGGCGGGACCCAAAGACAUGCAGCUGGGCAGCACCCGGCUGUCGUGGAAGAUUCACAUGCCCGCCGCACUGACCUAUAAUCUCUGCGAUGACAAAUACAACUGGUUUUACCACACACUACCUCAGGCGCACAUGGACGACAGGGUUAUGUAUUGGCCCCGCGGGCGCAUUUGGGGCGGGUCAUCCUCGCUCAAUGCCAUGGUGUACAUACGCGGACAUGCGGAGGACUAUAACCGCUGGCAGAGGGAGGGCGCAGAGGGUUGGGACUACGAACACUGUCUUCCCUACUUCCGCAAGGCCCAAACCCACGAGCUUGGAGGGGACCGUUACCGAGGGGGUGAUGGCCCGCUGUGCGUCACACGUGGAAAGACGGAUCACCCGCUGCACCACGCAUUCAUUGCAGCAGGCCAGCAGGCGGGAUACCCCUUCACCAAAGACAUGAAUGGAUACCAGCAGGAAGGAGUCGGCUGGAUGGAUAUGACCAUUUACAAAGGUAAGAGAUGGAGUACAGCCAGUGCUUACCUUCGCCCUGCGCUGUCCAGACCCAACCUGAGCGCAGAGGUCGGCUGUAUGGUGACCCGAAUCCUGUUUGAUGGGACCCGGGCGCGAGGGGUGGAAUUCGUGCAGAACGGUCAAAUAAAAAGGAUUUAUGCCGAUAAAGAAGUCAUUCUCUGUGGUGGAGCGAUAAACUCUCCACAGCUCCUCCUGCUGUCUGGUGUGGGAAACGCAGACGAGCUGCGCAGAUUGGAUAUUCCUGUUACUCAACACCUCCCAGGUGUGGGCUGUAAUCUUCAAGAUCAUCUGGAGUUAUAUGUACAGCAUCAAUGUACUCAACCCAUAACCCUUUAUACAGUCCAGAAACCCUUUAACAUGCUGAAGACUGGACUGGAAUGGCUUCUCACAUUCACAGGUUACGGUGCUACAGCUCAUCUGGAGAGCGGUGGUUUCAUUCGUAGUCGUCCUGGCGUUCCUCAUCCCGAUAUUCAGUUUCAUUUCCUGCCUUCUCAGGUCAUCGAUCACGGCCGCGUCAAAUCCAAGAUCGAGGCCUUCCAGGUUCAUGUUGGGGCUAUGAGGAGCACAAGUGUUGGGUGGAUCAAACUGAAGAGUAAAGAUCCAAAUGACCAUCCAGUCAUCCAACCAAACUACCUUUCUACUGACACAGAUGUGAAAGAGUUCAGAGAUUGCGUUAAGCUCACGCGGGAGAUAUUCGCUCAGAAAGCGUUCGACCCGUUCCGUGGUCCUGAGGUUUUGCCCGGCGCUACCGUCCAGUCUGAUGCUGAGAUCGACGCUUUUGUUCGACAGAAGGCGGACAGCGCCUACCACCCGUCCUGCACAUGUAAGAUGGGCAGCGCCUCGGACCGCAUGGCAGUGGUGGAUCCGGAGCUGCGCGUGUACGGUGUUGAGGGUCUGAGGGUGGUGGACGCCUCCGUCAUGCCCAGUAUGGUGAGCGGCAACUUAAACGCCCCCACUAUAAUGGUGGCGGAGAAAGCGGCAGAUGCCAUUAAAGGACUCCCGUCACUUCAUGAUCCAGGAGUUCCUGUUUACCAUCCUGCCAGUCUGGAAACACAGAGAUAAGAGAUCUGCAACCCUGAAUGGACUGGACCAUUUUUAAUACUAAAAAUUAUGUGCGAGGUCAAAAAGCUGUCACGUGAUCCGAAAGGUCACUAAAUGAUUUUAAUGCAUUCACUUCUCAUGGACACUGUGUAGUUACUGCUUACAUUAAGAAAUAUAAGAAUGAAAGAUUUGCCUUUUAUGAUGAAAGCAGUUUGUGACAGCAUUGUUUUAUAACAGCAUGUUGAAAAGUUACUAAUAAAUGAGCACAGUAGCGUUUUAAAAACUACAUAGAGAUGAAUUUGUAGCAAAUAGUUUCUCCACUGUGCUUCAUUAAUCAUGUCGACAUGUUUACAAUAAUGUAGAUUUACUGUAUACCACAGAGCUGCUGAAUGCUUUAUUCUGAUUGGUUGAGAAAUGUUCAAUGGGUGUUGAUUAUUUUUCUUUAAAACGCACACUUAGGCUGUCAAAUGUCUUAAAAUAACCACCAGAGCAAUGUCUGUGUUAACCGUGGUAUAAUUGACUCUGAUCCUUUGAAUUAUUUGAGAAUAACGCACCCGCGGUGUAACUCCACUUCAGGUCGUGCUGCAUUACCACCUUGGGUGUGCAUUAUUUUUUUAUAAUUCCAAUUAUUUCUUAUGUAAUUGAUGUUAUUUAUAAUAAUUAUUAAUCAUGACUGUUUACAGAGAGAGUAAUGUUAGAUAAUUUCAUGCUUGUGCAAUUUAAAUAGUUUAUUACAUUGAUUCAAUUUGAUAACAUAAAUGUUAGAAGUGCUUUUUAUUUCAAAUACACUACUUGUUUAUUAACAGAAUGCACAUAAAACCAAACAGUUGUAGUUAAUAAAGAAUAAUAAUAAAAUGAGACGAAUUUAACAUUGUCUUUAGAUUUAUUUAGCUAUACGUUUUUGUUUGACAUGUACUGUAGUAGGCAUGGUGUUUGUGAAGCUUGUCUGUGUCCAGAAGAGUUGCAAUAAACAAUACCAUUUUUUA